Molecule: messenger RNA, 1743 nt
Organism: Impatiens glandulifera
Lineage: Eukaryota; Viridiplantae; Streptophyta; Magnoliopsida; Ericales; Balsaminaceae
Product: F-box protein SKIP16
Exons: 5
Coding region: 103-1407 (434 amino acids)
Molecular function (GO): protein binding
Source: RefSeq, a predicted model, not a curated record
CUUUCCAGAUGUCAUCAUUAGCUGCUUUCUUCUUCAUUUUCUUCUUCUCCGCCUCCAAAUAAGAUAGCUUCACGACUGAGUACCGUUCUAUAACGCCAAUCCAUGGAGACUGUGGGAGGAUUCGCAGUACACGAGAUUCUACUGAGGUUGAGUUCGAAAGACGCUGCAUCUUUAGCUUGUGUCAAUAGCAAAUUCCGCAUCUGGGCAUCGGACGAAACUCUCUGGUCCAACUUCUGUGCAGAUGAACUCGAUCUCACUUCUCCCGUAGACCCUUUUGGAAACCCUACCUCUACUUUCAAGGAAGCUUAUAAAAGAUGGAAGGAAUCCUUUUCAAUGUAUCCUUGGCCACUAGUUGGACGAAGUAAAAGAUGUUGGGAUAGAAUUAAGAGUUGGUUCUUAGCAAACUUUCCAGAGGCUUUUGCUACAUUGCGUGCUGGUGCAUCUGAAGAUGAACUAACUAAUCUAGAGAACCAACUGAAUGUAAAACUCCCCCUUCCUACGAGGAUUCUAUAUAGAUUUUGUGAUGGUCAAGAGUUCAAUGAAGACGAUGAAGGAAACACUCUUGAUAAUUGGAUGGGUCUCAUAGGAGGAUAUAUCUUUUAUCACCAGGUGGUGAAUGUUUUCUUAUUUCCUGUAAGGCAUGUUAUUGCAGGGACAAAAAAUAUGUUGAGGCAACUUGACUUUCCUAAUAGGUCUAAGUACAUCAUUGUGGCAGCCUCCUUAACUGACUGUGGGAAGUUUUUCUUUCUCAAUUGCGACAAUGGUCAACUUUUUGUGGGAACAGAGAAUUUGACUGGUUCUUGUAAAAUGAUGCCUUGUGUUCCAAAAUCUUUGAUAAGUUCGAUGCAUGACUGUGAUGCCAUGCUUCUGUGGCUGGAGGAACACUCUCGUCGUUUACAUAAUGGAACCAUUCGGGUAUGCAAGGAAGGAGAAGUCAAAUACCUUAAUCUGUUCCACGAGGAGCCUCCUCUUUGUACAACUGCAGUAACAAAUGGUGUUAAGGUUCGAGCUUCUGCCAUACUCGUACCAGAACUUAGUAAUCUUCUACGUGAACCAGCUAAUUAUAUGUUUGCUUACUCCAUUCGCAUAUCCCUUUUACCCGAGGGUUGCAUCAUCAAUGGGAUGCAUUUUGACUCAUGUCAACUUCUUAGUAGACAUUGGACCAUCAUUGCAGAUGAUGUUGUUGUAUCUAACGUUAAUGGCGAAGCAGUUAUAGGAAAGUAUCCACUCUUGUUCCCUGGUGAAAGAGAAUUUGUUUACGAGAGUUGCUCUCCAUUGUCAUCAACUUCAGGUUCCAUUGAGGGUUCUUUUACGUUUGUUCCUGGAAGUUUGGUAAAUCCGAAAGGAAGUCCCUUCAAGGUUAAAGUGGCACAGUUUCCCCUUAAGUUGCCAGAUUAUAUCUUCUGACAAUGUUUUCACAAGGGUUCUCUCAGGCACAAAAUCAGCUAUAUUUAUAUUCACCACAAUAAUGAUGUAAUGCGAGAAAGUGAGAGCUCGAGCUCGAGGCUGUAUAACUUUGUUCUUUGUGCUCAUGUUUCUUGUUGCUAGCCGAUGUCGGAAACAGUUUAUUGCAGAAUUCAAUAAUGAGGGAUCAAAUUACUUAAACUUGCAAGAGUUUUAAUCUAUUUUGUUUAAAACUCAGUUCUGGAAUGUUGAAGGAUGAUGUUUGUAUUAAUAGAGUUAUUCAAAAUGCUACUUCUCUAAUAAUAGCAUAUAGUAGGAAUGGGACAAGUAACAUUUAGA